This is a messenger RNA of Capsella rubella, 1419 nucleotides long. Its product is annotated as zinc transporter 5. Gene Ontology annotation, biological process: zinc ion transmembrane transport. Lineage: Eukaryota; Viridiplantae; Streptophyta; Magnoliopsida; Brassicales; Brassicaceae. The coding region runs from base 132 to 1211 and encodes 359 amino acids. Gene Ontology annotation, cellular component: plasma membrane. The transcript is spliced from 3 exons. Gene Ontology annotation, molecular function: zinc ion transmembrane transporter activity. The record is from RefSeq and is a predicted model, not a curated record.
UGAGAUAGACACUAGAACGAUCACUCCAAUCUCCACCCCUACUUUGUCCUUUAUUCUUACAUUUCUUCUCGUCAUCAAUAUCAUCGUCAAGAGAUUCAACACAACACAUUUGCAAAACCCUAAUCGCUAAGAUGAGAAUCACACAUAACGUCAAGCUCUUACUCUUCUUCUUCUUCGUCUCCUUCUUCCUCAUCGUCGCAUCCGCCGCCGAAUCAAAAUGCGAGUGUUCACACGAAGAAGACGGAGAAAACAAAGCCGGAGCUACUAAAUACAAGAUCGCCGCCAUACCUUCCGUUCUUGUUGCCGGAGUAAUCGGCGUUCUGUUCCCGUUACUUGGAAAAUUCUUCCCGUCUCUGAGACCGGAGACGACUUUCUUCUUCGUGACGAAAGCCUUCGCCGCCGGCGUAAUCCUGGCGACGGGGUUUAUGCAUGUGUUACCGGAAGGUUACGAGAAGCUGACGUCACCGUGUCUGAAAGGAGAAGCUUGGGAGUUUCCGUUCACAGGGUUUAUCGCGAUGGUCGCAGCGAUUCUGACUCUCUCCGUUGAUUCUUUCGCGACGUCGUAUUUUCAUAGAUUACAUUUCAAGACGUCGAAGAAGAUUGGUGACGGUGAAGAACAAGGCGUUAACGGUGGCGGCGGCGGUGGAGACGAGCUCGGGUUGCACGUGCAUGCUCAUGGUCACACGCACGGGAUUGUUGGCGUGGAAUCUGGUGAAUCCGACGUUCAGCUUCACCGGACUCGAGUUGUGGCUCAGGUGUUGGAAGUGGGAAUAAUAGUACACUCAGUGGUAAUAGGAAUAUCACUGGGGGCAUCACAAAAUCCAGACACGGCCAAAGCUCUCUUUGCUGCUUUAAUGUUUCAUCAAUGUUUCGAAGGUCUUGGUCUUGGUGGCUGCAUCGCUCAGGGAAAAUUCAAUUGUAUGUCAAUUACAAUAAUGGCGUUAUUUUUCUCUGUAACGACCCCCGUGGGAAUAGCGGUGGGAAUGGCAAUAUCAAACUCUUAUAACGAGUCGAGCCAAACGGCUCUGAUCGUCCAGGGAGUGCUCAACGCAGCGUCGGCAGGCAUCCUCAUCUAUAUGUCUCUCGUAGACUUUCUCGCAGCAGAUUUUAUGCACCCAAAGAUGCAAUCUAACACUGGACUUCAAAUUAUGGCCCAUAUCUCUCUUCUUGUUGGGGCCGGAAUUAUGUCACUUUUAGCUAAAUGGGCUUAGAUUCGCCUCCCAUUAUACAUACAUAGCCCGUUUGUUUAUGCAAAACGAUGAUGAUGAUGAUAUGUGGUCACAAGAGUUAAAAUGUACACUUCUAGUUUAUAGUCUUUGUUCAUACAUUGUAAGAAAUAGUUGAAACGAAAUUUUAAGAGUGUAAUAAUUAACAAAAUGUAUGGUAAACUAUAUACAGUACGUACUUAGUUCGAUUUUC